Messenger RNA from Ilex paraguariensis (yerba mate), 306 nucleotides. The record is from the annotation of a GenBank genome assembly. Lineage: Eukaryota; Viridiplantae; Streptophyta; Magnoliopsida; Aquifoliales; Aquifoliaceae.
AUGGAACCUGAACUUCUGAGCUUCCACAAAACCCUCACGAAUUCAGAUGUGAAACGGAACUGUGAACUGUCGAACAAGGCACGUUAUCUACCGGCCAGCAAUGGAGUCCUGAUCGUACGGGACGUGGACGGAAUACCAUAUCGAUUUAGAGCCCCAAAAAGGAGGAGCGGGAGGCGUUCUCUGACCCAGGACUGGAAGGCUUUUGCAGUUGCCAAAGAGCUUAAAGUCGGUCAGAAAAUAAGAAUGUAUCGCCUAGGUCAUGGGAAUGAAUAUGUCAUGGAAGGGGCUGUCCAACUGUUUGGAAAG